AUGCAUGGUGAUCCUGUUAAGUACUCGAGAGAGUAUCGUGGUAUUAUACCUAGGCUCAGUGAGAGCCUAUUCACUGCUGGGCAAAGCUCAGUCAAAGACCUGAGGGUGUGGAUGUCGUACCUCGAGAUCUACAACGAGCACCUCAGAGAUCUUCUAGCUGUGGAAGACGAUAAUCGAGACCUCACCGUUAUGGAGCAUCCGGGCUUGGGGGUCUACGUCAGAGAUCUCACAGAGAUUCUGCUGCAGACUCCGGUGGAACUCGAAAAGCUACUCCAGCUUGGUAGCAGACGCCGGGCGGAGUCGGUCACUUGCAUGAACCCGCACUCGAGUCGUAGCCACGCAGUUUGCAGGAUUCGCUUGGAGUGUCGUCCGUCAGAGGACGGGCCUAAGCUGCGCUCAUGCAUUAAUUUAAUCGAUCUAGCAGGCAGUGAAAGACAACAGAAAACCAACAGUACGGGCUCCGUACUGAGAGAGGCGAACUCGAUAAAUCAGAGCUUGAGCACACUGGGUAUGGUCAUAAAGCAUUUGACGGAGCGCGGCCCUGGUGCCUCCAGCAAAGGUUCGCAUAGUGCUGCUGCAUCGUCGUGGAUUCCAUUUCGCUCUUCCAAGCUGACCUUCCUCCUUAAGGAUUCUCUCGCGGGCAACUCCAAGACCUUCAUGAUAGCCUGCAUAAGCCCAUCACGGACUGAGCUCGACGAGAGCGUCUCCACUCUGCGCUUCGCUGCUGCCGUACAGGAGGUACGGGUCCCCGCCAAGGUCAACAUCGACAGGAACGAACAGCUGCUCAAGGAUUUGCAGCAAGAGAUCGGUAGCUUACGCCGCCAGUUGCAGUCACAGGAGUCUAAGAGCUUGUCAUCCGAGGUGGCGAUGUUGAAUGAAGAGUUACAGGAGAGAGAGCGGCUCGUGACUGACCUCAGGAGGAGUCACGAGAGCCAACUGGCAGCGUCCAAGGAAAUGUUGCGACUGCGUGAAUCGGCCCUAGCUGACAGAGGCCUCUCCUCAUCUGAGAUCAAUGCCGUCUUCGGUGUUGGUGAUGACACACCGUACAUGCUCAAUGUGUCACAGGACCCGAUGCUGUCGGCCUCUCUCAUCUACUACUUCCAGCCCGACACUGUUACUGUUAUAGGAAGCUCUUCUGCUGAGUGUCAGAUGGUCCUCAAGGGUAUCGGCAUGCCCCCUUCACUUUGCCAAGUGGUCAAUCAUGCCAAUCAGAGGCUCACCAUAGCACUAACGGCCAGCGGGGUCGAGGCGGGAGGCCGAGUCCUCGUCAACGGCAAAGUGGACCUCCUACUAUAA
This is a messenger RNA of Perkinsus marinus ATCC 50983, 1296 nucleotides long. RefSeq names its product kinesin heavy chain, putative. The record is from RefSeq and is a predicted model, not a curated record. The coding region runs from base 1 to 1296 and encodes 431 amino acids. Gene Ontology annotation, biological process: microtubule-based movement. Gene Ontology annotation, cellular component: kinesin complex; microtubule. Gene Ontology annotation, molecular function: microtubule binding; ATP hydrolysis activity; microtubule motor activity. NCBI's taxonomy places the organism in Eukaryota, Perkinsozoa, Perkinsida, Perkinsidae. The transcript has 11 exons.